AUGGCAGCUUCUUUCUUUGAUCAAUUUAAUGUAGUUCGGAUAAUUGGGGGGAUAAUUACUAAUUCUUCUCUUAUGAUGCUUAUUCUAUUAAGUGCAAUAUUAAUAGGGAGUUGUUCAUAUAAAUUAAUACCUACAAGAUUGCAGGCUAUACAAGAGAUUGUUUAUACCCACUUUUUAGAAUUAGUAAAAGACUCUACAGCUAAUAAGGGAACUCAGUAUUUUACUUUUAUUAUAACCCUAUUUGCGUUUAUUGCUGGACUAAAUCUGUUAGGUCUAUUUCCUUAUGUGUUUACCCCAACUGCCCAUAUUGUUAUUACUUUCGGGCUAAGUUUAUCUAUUUUAAUAGCAGUGACAAUAUUGGGUAUAACACAAUACCGUUGGAACUUUGCUUCAAUGAUGAUGCCUAGCGGGGCUCCUUUAUCAUUAGCCCCGCUAUUAGUUAUAAUUGAAACGGUUAGCUAUCUUUCCCGGGCAAUUUCCUUAGGUGUUCGAUUAGCGGCUAAUUUAUCUGCUGGACACCUUUUAUUUGCUAUAUUAGCAAGUUUUGGGUUUGCAAUGAUUAGUAAUGGAAUGUUAGUCUUAAGCUUAGCCCCAAUAUUAGUAAUGGUUUUUAUAACUUUACUAGAAAUUGCCGUGGCCUUGAUUCAAGCAUAUGUAUUUUGUUUACUAACUACCAUAUACAUUAAUGAUACUCUAAAUCUACAUUAA
Dendronephthya gigantea is the source of this 708-nucleotide messenger RNA. The record is from the annotation of a RefSeq genome assembly. Lineage: Eukaryota; Metazoa; Cnidaria; Anthozoa; Malacalcyonacea; Nephtheidae.